AUGGCACCAUCGAAACCCUCCUCGUUUCUAGAACCGAGCCUCCGCUCCACCCCAGGCGAUCUGGCCAUCAUCCUCCUUGCCCGCGACACGUACCAACCCAUCACCCUCGACCAGUCGUCUGGCGCCGCCGUCGAUGGCUACGCAGAGGGCGCAGUACUAAACACUCGAUUUGGCUCCUUCCCACAUUCGACAUUCAUCGGCGCCCCUUGGGGAUCUCAGGUGCGCGCCUCAAUUGUCGAUACCGGCUCCAGGGGGCGCAAGCGCCGGCGCGAUGACGACAACACUCCCGCUGCCACUCCAACCCAGACGACGACGACACCGAGUCAGGACAAUGUAGACGAUGAAAAGGAGGCUGCCGCGUCGACGCCUGAACCGGCGGCGAAAAAGGUGGUGGCAGCGUCCAGUGGCUUCGUGCAUAUGCUGCGACCGACCCCCGAGCUGUGGACGACAUCCCUCCCGCACAGGACACAGGUCGUCUACACACCCGACUACAGCUAUAUCUUGUCGCGGCUGCGGGCACGGCCGGGAACGAGGAUCAUCGAGGCCGGUGCCGGCAGCGGCAGCUUCACCCACGCGUCCGCCCGGGCCGUGUACAGCGGGUACCCUAGCGGCGAAGAGACGAAGGGCAAGGUGUUCAGCUUCGAGUUCAACGAGGCGAGGUUCGAAAAGAUGCGCGAGGAGGUCACGGGCCACGGGCUGGACGGCAUCGUCGCCGUCGCCCACCGUGACGUGUAUACUGAUGGAUUUCUGGCAGAUGGGGGAGAUUCGCCCAACGCGACGGCCGUCUUCCUCGAUCUGCCAGCGCCGUGGAAGGCACUGCAUCAUCUGUUGAGGAAGGGCCAACCCGAUGCACCGGGAUUCGUGUCGCCCCUCGACCCCAACAAGACGGUCCGUAUCUGCACCUUCUCCCCGUGCAUCGAGCAGGUGAUGCAGACGGUUACGGAGCUGCGCCGCCUGGGCUGGACAGACGUCGACAUGGUCGAGGUGGCCAACAAGCGCAUCAACGUGGUGCGCGACCGCGUGGGCGCCAACCUCCCCAAAGACAAGGGAUUCCUGCAGACACCCGCCGAUGUCAUGGAGUCGGUGCAAAAACUCCGGCAACACAACAAGCGCACCCAGAACUUCCACGGAAAGGGCAAUGGUGCCAGCAUGGACGUCGACGACGGUCGCGAGGAUGGCAACAGCAGCAGCAGUAAGCCCUGGCUCCACGGCCGUCUCGUUCAUCGUCCCGAGGCCGAGAUCAAGACGCACACUUCUUACCUCGUCUUUGCUACACUUCCCCGCGAGUGGAGCGACGACCAGGAGGCUGCUGCCCUGGCAAAGUGGCCGUGCGGCGAGGAGAGAAGGACAAUCGGCAGCAUGGACAAGGCUGCUCGUAGGAAGGAGAAGCAGGAGAUGCUGCAGCCCAAGAAGCAGAAGCGAGACUACGCAUGA
Geosmithia morbida is the source of this 1434-nucleotide messenger RNA. Its product is annotated as tRNA (adenine57-N1/adenine58-N1)-methyltransferase catalytic subunit. Gene Ontology annotation, cellular component: tRNA (m1A) methyltransferase complex; nucleus. The coding region runs from base 1 to 1434 and encodes 477 amino acids. Gene Ontology annotation, biological process: tRNA methylation. The transcript has a single exon. NCBI's taxonomy places the organism in Eukaryota, Fungi, Ascomycota, Sordariomycetes, Hypocreales, Bionectriaceae. The record is from RefSeq and is a predicted model, not a curated record.